Messenger RNA from Coccidioides immitis RS, 1181 nucleotides. RefSeq names its product thioesterase. The record is from RefSeq and is a predicted model, not a curated record. Bases 56 to 598 code for a protein of 180 amino acids. The transcript has 2 exons. Lineage: Eukaryota; Fungi; Ascomycota; Eurotiomycetes; Onygenales; Onygenaceae. Gene Ontology annotation, molecular function: fatty acyl-CoA hydrolase activity. Gene Ontology annotation, cellular component: mitochondrion.
GUGGAAUCUGUGAAUCUAGGUUAUCGGGGUCUCUAGAGCCCAACUAUCCGGAAAAAUGGCUCUCUCGGAACUAGAACAGAAGAAACGAAGAACGAGAAAUGAUUAUACAUAUCAGCUGGAGUACCGAACGCGCUGGUCGGAUAAUGAUAUGUACGGUCAUAUGAACAACAGUAUAUAUGCUUUCCUCUUCGACUCCAUCAUCAACACGUAUUUAAUAGAAAAUUGUGGCCUGAAUCCCUUCUCUUCGCGGUCUUCUUCAGAGCAGCCACCAGAUGAACAGUUAGCCAGACAGGGGAAACUCCAACGUUCACCUCAGAUUGGUCUUGUCGUUUCGUCUUUUUGCGACUUCUUUGCCUCCGUGUCAUUCCCGGACGUGCUGGAACUAGGUUUGCGAGUGACCAAGCUGGGGAAGUCCAGCGUGACGUAUGAGGUCGGUGUGUUUCGGAAAGGAGAGGAGCCAGUCAAGGUGGUUGGUGGGUUCACACACGUUUUUGUCGAUAAGGGUACUAUGAAGCCUACGAGUGAUGGAAUGGUCCCAGCUAUUCGAAAGGGCUUGGAGAGACUGGCUCUGAAGAACAACCCGGGGUCAAAACUCUGAUAAGGCCAACGCAUAUCCACAUUAUAUGGCUCAAAGGGGGCUGUUAUUUGCAACUUUUAAAGGGAUUAUGGUACUCAAUCGACCAAUAUACGCCCUCCUUCUAUCUGGAUAACCGGUUUCUCGCUGGUGUCGCCAAAUCGCAGCAGACCUCGCGGUGCCAAACCGAUUGGCAGUCGACCAGGGAUCGACCUGGUAUGAGCUCCUAUAGGAUUUCAAGGCCCGCCGCCCUCACCAUCAUCACAAUGAAGUGCGGUAUUAUUCCGCCCUACAACGUUGUCCUUUCUAUUAAGACGUUGAGAGCACUCUACUGGUUCAAGCUCCAAUGGGGGAGCGAGGUAGGGCGCAGGAAACAAGUUGGUCCUUACGUCUACCUUGCUUCUCCAGAUCCGCCUUGCCUAAUACUAGAGGAUUCAAAUGAUUGAGGAUUGGGCUCAGCUUCGCAAAAUUAUUUCAUUGCUACUUUGAUUUGAGACGGUCAAAAAUGGCCUCUAAUUUUUUUUCUUCCGAUCAAGAUGUAGAUGGGAACUGGGGUGAUAUCACGCCAAAAUCCCAAUACAAUCAGAUUUUAAAUCCCCUUCCUAAC